CGUAUAUUAUUCCUUGUCACGUCGUUCGCUGCUGCCAUUUAUGUGUAUGUAAAUCUUUUUUCGAAUAUCAUAUAUGUAAAAAUAGAUGCAUUGAAGGCUGGCAGAAAAAUCGACGAUAUUAAACGCAUUUACUCGAGAGACCUGCUGGUUACAAAACGAAUCUGGACAAGUGAAGGAGAGAACUGCCAUCCGCACGGUUUUCGCUGCAGCUUAGCCAGGGAGUAAGAUAGCUGAAAAGCGUGGAUUGGUUUAUUGUUUUCUGACAGUCUUAAAUCACCAUGCAAAACUACACGAAGGAAGUGAAGCAGUUCGUAGAGGAUCAUGCUACAGGAAUUACUCUUGCCGUCGCCGCAGGUGUGGGGCUGGUGGCUCUACGCAGGUGGAUCGCAGGGGGCGUGUGCCGUAGCAAGGCCCGACUGGACGGGAAGACGGUGCUGAUCACAGGGGCCAACACCGGGAUCGGGAAGGAGACUGCCGUGGAUCUGGCCACCAGAGGGGCGAGGGUUAUCCUGGCCUGCAGAGACAUGUCCAGGGCCAACGCAGCCGCAGGCGAGAUCCGUCAGAGGAGCGGGAACGGGAACGUGGUGGUCAAGAUGCUGGACUUGGCCUCGCUGCAGUCAGUCAGAAACCUGGCGAAGGACAUCCUGGAGAACGAAGAGAGACUGGACAUCCUCAUUAAUAAUGCAGGUGUCAUGAUGUGUCCCAAGUGGAGGACAGAAGACGGCUUCGAGAUGCAGUUUGGCGUGAACCAUCUGGGCCACUUUCUGUUGACCAACUGCCUCCUGGACCUGCUAAAGAGGUCCACCCCGAGCCGCAUCAUCAACGUCUCCAGCCUGGCUCAUGAGAAAGGGGAGAUCCACUUUGAUGACAUAAACCUUGACAAAGACUACUGCCCUCAGAAGAGCUAUCGGCAGAGCAAGCUUGCCAACGUGCUUUUCAGCCAGGAGCUGGCAGCACAUCUGGAAGGUACCGGAGUGACAGUCUAUAGCCUGCAUCCGGGGGUCAUUCGCACAGAGCUGGGCCGCCACUUCUGGCCCAUGAUCCCUCUAUGGAAGAGGAUUAUCUUCCAGCCUUUGCUGCUGCUGAUCAAGUCCCCCUGGGAGGGCGCUCAGACCACCAUCUACUGUGCUGUGGAGGAGAGCCUGGAGAAGACCAGCGGCCUCUACUACAGCGACUGCGCCCCAAAAGAAGCCGCGCCCCAGGCUCGCGACGCUGCCACCGCGAAGAAGCUCUGGGAUGUCAGCGCGUCCAUGGUUGGCCUGGCCUGAUCCGGCAUCUGUGACUCACCCUACCCACAAUGCACUUCUCCAGACGGGAACAUAUGCAUUUGCUUCUCAGCUCUGCUGCUGCCUUAAUCAUGAGCCUUUAUUUGCACUCUGCUUAGAAUGACGCAGUCUCUGGUGAGCCCUUUCCAGGAGGCUGUGAAGUGAUAACUUUCAC
Megalops cyprinoides (Indo-Pacific tarpon) is the source of this 1440-nucleotide messenger RNA. RefSeq lists its product as uncharacterized. The record is from RefSeq and is a predicted model, not a curated record. The coding region runs from base 279 to 1268 and encodes 329 amino acids. NCBI's taxonomy places the organism in Eukaryota, Metazoa, Chordata, Actinopteri, Elopiformes, Megalopidae. The transcript is spliced from 7 exons.